GCUGGCUGCAGGGCUUUGUCUGAGGCCCCGGCCCUCUGCGCCGAAUACCAGACUCACCUUGACCUUCAGGGGCUUGGGCUGACUGUGCUCCAGGUGCUGGUGGCGAUGCUUCCAGAAGAGGGCCUUGUGCUGCGAGAGCUACGCACUUUGCAGGAUGCAUGGACCCAAUACUGGGACGAUGCCACGGAGUUCUGGUCCGCACUGCUCAAUACUUUCCGUCACGGAGGGGAUUGGUCCCUGCUGAAGCAGGAGUUUGUGGCUCGCGGCGUCCACCGGAUAAUGGCCCAGAGGCUCAAGAAGUUGCACGACGCCCUCAACACCGCACUGAGCGCGGCCGCCGCGGCAAACCUGGACGACGAAGCUCACCGUCCUCACUGCGCGGCACCUGCCGAAGCGGUCACCCGAGGCACCAGCGACUGGCCUCACGGCUCUGCUGGCCUGUUGUGGGCUUUGCUAGCCAUGGUCAGCUACGGCGAAGAAAGAGCUGAGCCAGCUCUAUGGGGGGAGGUCAUCAUGCGUCUAGGCCGCAGCGAGCCUCGUCAACAUGGCGGCCUUCGCGCGCCUGCGGCAAGGUCUCGCAUGAAGGCGGCACCUCCCGAAGGACUUGCAAACCUGACCAAGGCACCACGGUUGUUAGAGUACCUCAACAAGCUGCGAGACCUCACCGGCAAGGUGAACGAGCUUUCACAGGACUUCAAGAAGUUCUGA
Symbiodinium sp. CCMP2456 is the source of this 708-nucleotide messenger RNA. NCBI's taxonomy places the organism in Eukaryota, Dinophyceae, Suessiales, Symbiodiniaceae. The record is from the annotation of a GenBank genome assembly.